Molecule: messenger RNA, 1630 nt
Organism: Capsella rubella
Lineage: Eukaryota; Viridiplantae; Streptophyta; Magnoliopsida; Brassicales; Brassicaceae
Product: probable sugar phosphate/phosphate translocator At3g11320
Exons: 4
Coding region: 343-1269 (308 amino acids)
Cellular component (GO): Golgi apparatus
Molecular function (GO): antiporter activity
Source: RefSeq, a predicted model, not a curated record
UAACAUUUUUCUCAUUGACCUUUGCUUCUUCUUCUUCAUCUUCAUAAUCUUCUUCUCCAAUCAUAGUUUCUCUCUUUCUGGAUUCCACCAUUCUCAUUCGUGUGCUUCAUUUUUGUCGGCUUUGUUCUAAUCUCGAUUCUAUCCAUGGAAGAAUAAUCUGCGUCUCUCUGAAGAUCUCCUUCCCCCCCACACAAAGUAGACAGAUCGAUUCAGGCGUAAAUCCGAAAUUCCCCCCCCCCCCAACCAAAUCAUUGGAAUUUUGUUGUUCUUAGGGUUUUGGGUUUUGUUCUUCAAAAUCUGUUUAAUCGAUCAGAUCGGUUGGUUAAUCUCGAUUUAUAGAAGAUGAAGAUAGCGGCCAAUGGCCGGUUUUUCACAAUCGGGCUCGUCGCGUCGUGGUAUUCAUCCAACAUCGGAGUUCUGUUGCUCAACAAGUACUUGUUAAGCAACUAUGGGUUCAAGUAUCCCAUCUUCCUCACCAUGUGCCACAUGACGGCGUGUUCUCUUCUUAGCUACGUCGCUAUCGCUUGGAUGAAGAUGGUCCCGAUGCAAACGAUCCGAUCCCGAGUUCAGUUUUUUAAGAUCGCUGCGCUGAGUCUCGUUUUCUGUGUGUCGGUGGUGUUUGGGAACAUUUCUCUUAGGUUUCUUCCUGUUUCGUUUAACCAAGCGAUCGGUGCUACCACGCCCUUUUUCACUGCCGUGUUUGCUUAUCUGAUAACGUUUAAGAGAGAAGCUUGGUUGACUUACUUAACUCUCGUCCCUGUUGUUACCGGUGUUGUCAUUGCCAGUGGGGGUGAACCAAGUUUCCACCUGUUCGGAUUCAUUAUGUGCAUUGCAGCCACAGCUGCAAGAGCACUUAAAUCGGUGCUUCAAGGAAUUUUGCUAUCUUCAGAAGGGGAGAAGCUAAACUCCAUGAACCUUCUCCUUUACAUGGCUCCCAUAGCUGUUGUGUUCCUUCUUCCUGCUACCCUUAUCAUGGAAAAAAAUGUUGUUGGCAUUACAAUUGCACUGGCCAGAGAUGAUUUUAGAAUUGUUUGGUAUCUGCUAUUCAAUUCGGCGCUUGCAUAUUUUGUGAACUUGACCAAUUUCUUAGUCACGAAACACACCAGCGCUCUGACUCUCCAGGUGCUAGGAAACGCCAAAGGUGCAGUAGCAGUGGUGGUCUCUAUCCUGAUAUUCAGGAAUCCAGUCUCAGUGACUGGAAUGUUAGGUUACUCACUCACGGUCUGUGGAGUUAUCUUCUACAGUGAAGCCAAGAAACGAAGCAAAUGAAAGAAACAUUCAUUCUAUUUGUUCAGUCCCUCAGGUAAACAACACAGGCAAGUUUCUUUUGCUAUGAACAAAAACCUUACACAGCAUCUUUGGAUCAAAAGCAAAGGCUGUGUAAAGCAAUACCAAAGGAUCGGAGUACCAAAAGCAAUCAUGUAGAGGACUUCACAAAUAAGUGAUUUUUUUUCCCUUCUUUUUUCCUUUUUGUUCUCGGAUUCUCUCUACUGCUUUCGUCGUAGGUUGUUCUAAGAGUAACUUCGAUUUAGCUUUUUUGUUUUGUUUUGUCGAUUCUUUAUAGUUUUGUUAUAUCAACAUUUACAACACUGAUUAAUUAAUGGAAAAAGACCGAGUUUUUUUUCUUCUU